AUGCGUCCGGCGCACGUGACGUGUGCGCUGGAGGACGGCGGCAUGAAGAUCUGUGUGUGGGAGGCCGGCCACGUGCUGGUUGCGCGCGACCACUGGGGCCGCUGGCAACUGCUGGGGGUGGGUCUGAACGGGCCGGGCUGCGGCGCGCCGGGCCGCUACCUGGACAUGAUGACGUACUGGCCCUGGGUCGUGGCCAGCCUCGGCAAGUUCCGGCGGCUCACCAUCUCCAAGAUCAACCAGCACAAGUUCGUGCUCAGAAGCGCGGGCAGCGGCGCCUACCAGCGCUUCGGCGCGUGCGACCCCGAGGAGAAAAUCAAUCUGGUGUACCGCGAGGUCAUCGUCCUGCGCACAGACAACGACCAGUACCAGUUCAUGACCUACAACAUGAGCGUGUACGAAAAUGUGGAGUACUCCUGCCUGACCCUGGAGCUGGUGAACGCGUCGGCUGUAUCGGAGAUGAAGGUUCGCCACACCUGCGUCCGCGAGUCCUACGGGCCCGCCUGCUACGCCUACCGAGGGUCCGUGUUCGACAUAUCCGUGUACAUGAUGUUCUCCGACAAAUGCCGCUUCGAGAUGUUCGCGUGGGGCUGGAAGAAGAACCUGUCUCUCAUCGACAUACAAGACUGGAAGUGGGAGGAAGGCACCUACUACGAGGACUUCUCUAUGACCCGCGUCGAGUAUCGGGGCCCGGCCGACCAGACGGAGUACGGCUUCGAGCCCAUCGACGAGCGCCUGUGGGUGCCGGAAUACGACUACUGGACCACCACCGAGUUCGACAACUCCACCACCACCGUAGCCCCCACCACCCCCCAGAUGACGGCUGAGCCAGACUGGGGAAAGGAAUACAAUGUACAGGAAGACCAACCUUUAGAUAAGUUUAUUUUCGAGUCGACGGAACCUGAGAGCGAAUUCCUGCUAGGCAUCAGGUGGUAG
Ostrinia furnacalis (Asian corn borer) is the source of this 933-nucleotide messenger RNA. RefSeq lists its product as uncharacterized. The coding region runs from base 1 to 933 and encodes 310 amino acids. NCBI's taxonomy places the organism in Eukaryota, Metazoa, Arthropoda, Insecta, Lepidoptera, Crambidae. The transcript has 7 exons. The record is from RefSeq and is a predicted model, not a curated record.